This is a messenger RNA of Jaminaea rosea, 264 nucleotides long. Its product is annotated as bola-like protein. The record is from RefSeq and is a predicted model, not a curated record. Lineage: Eukaryota; Fungi; Basidiomycota; Exobasidiomycetes; Microstromatales. The coding region runs from base 1 to 264 and encodes 87 amino acids. The transcript has a single exon.
AUGACGUCGGGUGAGCAGGACAUCCACGCUCUCCUGACGAAACGAUUUAAGCCCGCCCAUCUCCAAGUGCAAGAUGUAUCGGGCGGCUGCGGGUCUUUCUAUGCGAUUGUGGUGGCCAGCAAGGAGUUCGCAGGGCUGAACACGGUAAAGCAGCACAGGAUGGUCAAUGAAUGUCUCAAGGACAUUAUUGGAGGUAUUCAUGGGCUGCAGGUGAGUGCCGGCGCCACAGAAGAGAAGCGGAGCUCAGAGAGGAUCGCGAGCUGA